Molecule: messenger RNA, 1101 nt
Organism: Lactuca virosa
Lineage: Eukaryota; Viridiplantae; Streptophyta; Magnoliopsida; Asterales; Asteraceae
Source: the annotation of a GenBank genome assembly
AUGAUUAGGAGAAGCCGGAGUUCCCCACCAUUUCGGCGGCAAAUCUUACCUUCGUCGCCACCACAGCUAGUGCUGCCGCUGCUGGGUCGACCGGAGCUACAUCCAACGCCUUUUAGGUCAACCUCUUGUUCAUCAAAUUGUUUUUUGAAGGAUACACACAUUAUGUCGGGUUGUCGUGGUCGUGAUAGUACUGGUAGUCGACGACAUGACUCUGCUCUUGGUCGUGACAGUACUGGUGGUCGACCGCAUCACUCUACUCGUGGUCCUGAAAAUACUCAUAGUCGACCGCAUGACUCUACUUGUGGUCCUGAAAGUCGACCGCAUGACUCUACUUUUGGUCCUGAAAGUCGACCGUAUGACUCUACUCCUAGUCCUGAAAGUCGAUUGUAUGACUCUACUUCUGGUCCUAAAAGUCGACCGCAUGACUCUAGUCUCGGUCCUCUAAGUCGACCGCAUGACUUUACUCGUGGUCCUGAAAGUCGACCGCAUGACUCUACUCGUGGUCCUGAAAGUCGACCGCACGACUGUACUCCUGGUCCUGAAAGUCGACCGUACGACUCUACUCCUGGUCCUAAAAGUCGACCGCAUGACUCUACUCCUGGUCCUGAAAGUCGACCAUAUGACUCUACUUCUGGUCCUAAAAGUCGACCCCAUGAAUCUACUCGCGGUCCUAAAAGUCGACCGCAUGACUCUACUCCUGGUCCUAAAAGUCGACCGUAUGACUCUACUCCCGGUCCUAAAAGUCGACCGCAUGACUUUACUCAUGGUCCUGAAAGUCGACCGUAUGACUCUACUCCUGGUCCUAAAAGUCGACCGCAUGACUCUACUCCUGGUCCUAAAAGUCGACCGUAUGACUGUACUCCUGGUCCAAAAAGUCGACCACAUGACUCUACUCCUGGCCCUAAAAGUCGACCGUAUGACUCUGCUCCCGGUCCUAAAAGUCGACCGUAUGACUCUACUCCUGGUCCUAAAAGUCGACCGCAUGACUCUACUCCUGGUCCUAAAAAUACUCAUACUCAUAGUCGACUGCAUGACUCUACUCCUGGUCCUAAAAAUACUCAUACUCAUAGUCGACUGCAUGACUUUACUCGUGAUAUGUGA